Lodderomyces margitis is the source of this 2115-nucleotide messenger RNA. RefSeq names its product GMC family oxidoreductase. The transcript has a single exon. The coding region runs from base 1 to 2115 and encodes 704 amino acids. The record is from RefSeq and is a predicted model, not a curated record. Gene Ontology annotation, molecular function: long-chain-alcohol oxidase activity; flavin adenine dinucleotide binding. NCBI's taxonomy places the organism in Eukaryota, Fungi, Ascomycota, Pichiomycetes, Serinales, Debaryomycetaceae.
AUGGCUUCGUUGUUACCCGAUAUUGCAGAGCCAAAGCAAGUUGAAAUAUUUGCUGCACUCGCAGAUGGUAUUCUUCAUGACACUUCUCCUGGGUUGAUCAAAGAAGUUGUUGGCGAUCAUUUGACACAAGAGGAAAUUGAAGAAUAUGCCAUAACUUUUAACAGACCUUCACAGAUCCCCGAGUUUAAAGAAAGGGUUCUCUUUGCGAUUAAUAACAACACCACCGAAGCAUCACGUUUGUUUAUCAUCUUGAUGACAGCUUUGGACUCAAGGAUUAUUGCACCAACAUUAACCAACUCAAUGACUCUAGUCAAGGACAUGAGCUUAAAAGAGCGUGAGCAAUUGAUGGCCUCUUGGCGUGACUCCCCCUUACCAGCCAAAAGGAGACUUUUCAGAAUGGUUCAUGCAUUGACUUUGAAUACAAUGGCUGUUUUAGGUAAUGAGUUACAUUAUAAGGCUAUCCAUUAUCCUGGAAGAGAUUUGAACGACAAAGCCUACGACGGUUUCGAAGCAGACCCAUUUAGAUACGACAUGAUGCCAAAGCCAGAAUUCGAUGACGCUGAGUUGCACUUGACAGACAUCGACGUUGUGAUAAUUGGAUCUGGUGCUGGUGCCGGAGUAGUUGCUCACACGUUGGCCAAUGAUGGGUAUAAAAGCUUGGUUUUAGAAAAAGGAAAGUACUUCUCUCCAUCUGAAUACAACUUUACUGAUAAAGAAGGCGUUGAAACACUUUACCAGGGCCACGGAUUGCUCACAUCAAGGACGCAAGAAAUCUUUUUAUUGGCAGGAUCCACAUUUGGAGGUGGAACUACAGUCAACUGGUCGGCCUGUUUAAAGACUCCAUUCAAAGUUAGAAAAGAGUGGUAUGACGAUUAUGGAUUAGACUUUGCUGCAACUGAUUCGUAUGACAAAUGCCAAGAAUACGUUUGGAAACAGAUGGGUGCAUCAACUGAAGGAAUUAAGCACUCCUUGGCCAAUGAAGUUCUUAUCGAAGGUGGGCAAAAAUUGGGUUACGCCAGUAAAGCUAUCGAACAAAAUUCAGGAGGUCACACCGCACAUUCAUGUGGUUUCUGUCAUUUGGGUUGCAGACACGGAAUCAAGCAGGGAUCUUCUGUCAAUUGGUUUAGAGCUGCAGCUGCAAAUGGUUCCAAAUUUAUGGACCAGGUAAGGGUUGUUCAAAUUUUGCAUAACAAGGGGGUCGCCACAGGUCUCUUGUGUCAAGACGAGGUUUCUGGAAGAAAAUUCAAAAUCACGGGACCAAAGAAAUUUGUUGUUGCCGGUGGAUCAUUGAACACUCCUGUCGUUUUGCAAAACUCUGGUUUCAAAAACAAGCACAUUGGUAAAAACUUGACAUUGCACCCUGUUACCACCGUCUUUGGCGACUUUGGCCAAGAGGUGGAAGCUGACCACUUUGAUAACUCCAUCAUGACUUCGGUCUGUACACAAGUUGAUGACUUGGAUGGAAAAGCACACGGUGCCAAGAUUGAAACGAUUUUGAACACACCAUUUAUCCAAGCCGCUCUUUUACCAUGGAGAGGUAGUGAUGAGGUAAGAAAAGAUUUAUUGCGUUACAAUCACAUGUGUGCAAUGUUAUUGAUCACUCGUGACAGUACAAGCGGAUCCGUCUCUGGUGAUCCGAACAGACCAGAAGCAUUGUACGUUGACUAUAGUGUUAACAAGUUUGACAGAAAUGCUCUCUUGCAAGCGUUCCUUGUUACUUCGGAUAUUUUAUACAUUGAGGGAGCCCAAAGGAUUUUGAGUCCUCAAUCAUGGGUUCCAAUUUUUGAGUCAAAAAUACCAAAGGACAAAAGGUCCAUCACCGACAAGGACUACGUCGAAUGGAGAGAAAAAGUUUCUAAAAUCCCGUUUGACAGUUAUGGAACUCCAUAUGGAUCAGCUCAUCAAAUGUCGAGUUGCAGAAUGUCGGGUAGAGGUCCUAAGUAUGGUGCUUGCGACACCAAAGGAAAACUUUUCGAAGCGUCAAAUAUCUACGUAGCAGAUGCUAGUUGUAUGCCCACAGCUUCUGGUGCUAACCCAAUGAUCACUACAAUGACUUUGGCAAGGCAUGUAGCACUCGGAUUGUGUAAGGACUUGAAGACAAGUGCCAAAUUCUAG